AUGGUUUACCCAGAGACGUUCAGCGGAUUUGCUGUCACCGACUGCGACAAAUGGUCAGAGGCCACCAAGAUCGAGUUCACUCCCAAGAAACUGGGUGACUACGACGUCGACAUCAAGAUUUCAGCUUGUGGAGUGUGCGGGUCAGACGUCCACACCGUCAAGGCUGGUUGGUCCAAGCCUGAUUUGCCUGUGAUCCCAGGUCACGAGAUUGUUGGUAAGGUGGUUGCUGUUGGGCCCAAGGUGGAUGAUUUCCAGAUUGGCCAGAGAGUUGGCUGUGGAGCCCAGAUCUGGUCUUGCGGUACAUGCAUUGACUGUAAGUCCGAUAACGAAACUUAUUGUCCUCAGAUGGUUGAUACCUACAACGACCAUUACCCGGACGGAGACAAGACUUGGGGUGGCUAUUCUUCCCACGUCAGGGCUCAUCGUCACUGGGUGUUUCCUCUGCCUGAAAACCUGUCUGAUAGCGAUGUUGCUCCAAUGCUGUGUGCGGGGAUUACCACCUAUUCUCCCUUGGUGAGAAACGGAGCUGGCCCGGGAAAGAGCGUCGGGGUCAUCGGUAUCGGUGGUUUGGGCCAUUUCGCUAUUAUGUGGGCGAAGGCUCUUGGGGCAACAGUUUACACUUUCUCCAGAACCAGUGACAAGAAACAGGUGGCAACUGAACUGGGAUCCGAUUACUUUAUUCCAACCUGGGAAGAAAAGGAUUUCGCGACGAAGUACGCUAGAAAGCUUGAUGUGAUCAUCCAAUGUGGUAACUCGUCAGAAGGCUUUGAUGUGGGUAGCUAUAUGAGGACAUUGAAAGUUCACGGAAAGCUUGUGACUGUUGGUUUACCUGAGGAUAAUCUCCAGGUUAGUGUCGGCGACAUUUUCGGCAACGGUGCGCUGUUUGGUGCUUCUCAUCUCGGAAGCAGAAAGGAGAUGCUGGAUAUGCUGGAUCUGGCCUCUAAAAAGGGAAUCAAGUGUUGGUACGAAGAUAUUCCUAUCAGCGAGGAGGGAGUCAAGAAGGCCCUGGUGGGGUGUCAUGAGAACAAGCCUAGGUUCAGGUACGUGUUGACUGACUACCAAAAGAUUUUUGGUCAGGAGUGA
Molecule: messenger RNA, 1083 nt
Organism: Kuraishia capsulata CBS 1993
Lineage: Eukaryota; Fungi; Ascomycota; Pichiomycetes; Pichiales; Pichiaceae
Exons: 1
Coding region: 1-1083 (360 amino acids)
Biological process (GO): alcohol metabolic process
Molecular function (GO): zinc ion binding; alcohol dehydrogenase (NADP+) activity
Source: RefSeq, a predicted model, not a curated record